This is a messenger RNA of Phytophthora sojae, 291 nucleotides long. RefSeq lists its product as hypothetical. The transcript has a single exon. Lineage: Eukaryota; Oomycota; Peronosporomycetes; Peronosporales; Peronosporaceae. The annotation marks the transcript as partial. The record is from RefSeq and is a predicted model, not a curated record.
AUGGUCAAGCUUUUCUGUGCUAUCGUUGGCGUGGCUGGAAGCGCGUUCUCGGUGCGAGUGGACGAGAGUGACUCGGUGGAUGACUUGAAGGACGCGAUUAAGGCGAGGAAGCCCGACACGAUCAAGGGAGAAGCAGACAAGCUGCAGCUCUUCCUGGCGAAGAAGGACGGCGCGUGGCUGAAAGAUGACGAUCCUGCUACGCUGGAGUUGGAAGAAGGAAAGACGCAUCAAGACAUUCAAACGGUGAUCGAUGGCGAGAAGAUGAAGGCUACGUGGACAAUUGAGGACGUG